Molecule: messenger RNA, 2269 nt
Organism: Pseudo-nitzschia multistriata
Lineage: Eukaryota; Bacillariophyta; Bacillariophyceae; Bacillariales; Bacillariaceae
Source: the annotation of a GenBank genome assembly
CAAUGGUUUGAUAAUACAGUAUCAGUUCUACUUAUCCACAAUCUUCUACCCACUAUAAAAGGAAAUAUUGCCAUGGCAGCUACUAGAACCCGAGCUUCGGCAAUGAUGUUGAAAUCGAUGAUGGAUUCCGCCAAGAUGAAACAUCUGGCUAGGAGCCAUCUUUUCUUGAGUCCACAAGCAGGAUUGAAACGAAACAGUUUCUGGAGAGAAACAAUGGAGAGUGAUGUCUUGGUGUAUGAUUUUCAAGACGGUUGUCCUCCUGGUGAAAGGGGCAAUGUUGUAAGUAUAGAGAGUGUAGUAUGUAUACGGUGUUCGAAUUUGGCAUUUGAAACCCGAAAUCGGGUUGUCAGUUCUCUCUUCCCUGUUCUCGUCUAUUUUGAUCUGUUAGGAACAACAUGAGUAACAAAGUGUGCGCUUCUUCGCUUCUUCGCUUCUUCUUCCACGUUUCGUUUUAUAGAUGAAGGGUUUGCACCAGGCACACGAGAUCUACCCAAACACACCUUUGUCCGUUCGAGUGACGGAAUUGGAACGCGACAAAAAGACGAAUGAGGGCACGUCAACCAUCUACGACGAAUUGUCCACUAGCUUGAAGCAGAAGCAGGUUUACUGGCUCAUGCUCCCUAUGUGCAACGACACUCGCGAUAUCCAAGAAUACAUCGACAUGAUCAAUCACAUCGACGAAGACUGGCUGAAGAGCCACGGUGGGCUACAGAUCAUCUGCGAGACACCAUUGGGUCUCCACAACCUGGACGACAUGCUCGCGAACUACCCGCAGGUCAAGGGUGUGAUCGCGGGAUCGGGCGAUUACUUUCGGUUUGCUCAGUGCAGGGACGACACGCUACUUCCAAAAUUCCGGUGGGAAAUUAUAAACGCGUGCCUCCGACACGGGGUGUUUCCGAUCGAUGCACCGCCUCUCGUCCUGGGAAUCGAGGAUGGUGCCGCGAUAGAUCAUUUCCAGGGUGGUGCGAAUGCCGGUUACCGAGCGGGGUUGAUUCUCCAUCCCAAGCAGGUUAGAUUGUCCAACGAGAUAUUUUCACCCUGCCCAUCGUACCUCGAAGAGUGCGAACGGCUGAUCGAUCCGUGGCUACAAGAGAGGGAGACGGGUUACGUUCGGGCGUCAGGAGAUCAUUUUCGAGGUCCACCUCACCUGAAGCAGAUGCACUGGAGCCUCAAGUAUGACCACCAGAUUCGAGGAAAGAAGACUUCUCACAUUCAAGCCGUAGAUCCAGACCUGUUCGCGGAUGUUGCCUCUCUGCUCUCGAAAGCUCACCGCGUUACCGACAAAGCUUCCGAGAAUGGUGUAACCAGUGAAAAUGAAACAUCGGUAGAACGGUUCUUGAACACGUCGAUGUUUCUCGCCCUCUCAUCGUCAUGCCACGACCGCCACGAAGACGUCCUUACCAACCUCGGUUAUUUCAACGUGGAAAUAAGCGCUACAGAGGACGGCACCCCAAGAUCUUAUAAAGAGGGAGCAUUUGUGGCUUCCCAGAUCAAGGGUCGGAGGCUCACUUCGGCGGGGAAACUAAUCGUUACUACAGAUGUCCACGUGUUGGACAAAGACUUCAAGACAAUCUGCAAAAUGGAAAAAAGGCUGAUGGAGAAAAAACUGAACUUCGACGACCAUGCCGAGGAGGGUGCGUACACGCACGUCGAUCCCCGUGCAACGCCUCGAUAUACGAGAUUCACAACCGAAAUUGUUCGUUCCAUCACCGAUGGGGCCGUCUGUAUAAACGAAGCCAAAGACAAGACUGUGUCCGUGGACGUCCAUGACGACUAUUGUUCGAUUCUGAAUCUCGACGCCCCAUUACAUCACACUCACAAAGCAGUGAGUGACAGCAAGAUCAAAAACAAGGAGGAUAACCUCGCCAAACCGGUGGUUCCGUCAACGCUUCACAUUUCACACCACGACAUUCAGGGGAUCAUGAACGAAGGAUAUGAUUGUUGUCGCAACGUCACCUUUCACUCGCCAAUGAGACCGGACGAAGAUUUCACGAAUCGUAAGUAUUACGUUGAAGAAAUUGGUUCGUUGUUUGAUCGUAAUUCUAGUACCACCACAAAGCACGAGUCUGCUGCAAUGGGACCGGGUUUCCUCUCCGUCAUUUGGAAUGCAAACGGAGAGCUCUUGUCGUCCAUCCUUCUCAGUAGGAAUAGCAUUAACGAUACGGGGAGCCUUCUCAUUGGUGAUUCCAGUCCAGUAAGUUACACAUUCACGGAAACCGAUGCUUUGAACACAACAAACUACAAUUGAUGCCCUUGAUAAGGAACUACG